AACAUGCUAGGUAAAUCAUGCUUAAUGAUUCCAAAGGUCAUAGAAGAAGCAAUAAAAUGUCUGUAAUUUAACACACGGACAAGAACAGAACACAAGAAUACAACCUCUACUCGUUACAGGAUUAAACCACGAAAGUUUAAGACCAUGACUGAGGGCUUCACGAUUGUGACCUAUGUGAACCCAUCAACGUUGGGUCAAACUCCCCAAAGAGAAAAUGCAUCUACACCACCAAUACUUGAGUUUCUGAAAGGCCACCCAAAAGCACUGGGGACGGUCCAAAUAAUGAUUGGGGUGAUGACAAUUCUGUGUGGAAUCGUGUUGGCCUUCAACCAGUAUCCACCCAUUGGUGUUAUCAGUGGAAUUGUCUACUGGGGACCGCUGAUUUCCAUCAUCACUGGCUCUCUGUCUGUUGCAGCAGAACCAAAGGUUCAUCCCUGUUUGGUAAAAGGCUCACUGGGAAUGAACGUGGUCAACGCUAUAUAUUCAGGAACAGCCAUCAUCAUCCUUAGUGUUGACUGUAUCAUACAGCUAAUGUGCACAGACUGCUACUGGCAAGGAUCUGUAGUGACAAGUGGAAUCUCUGGCGUGCUGGCAGUUCUGUCUUUUCUUCAGUUCUCCAUCUCCAUCUCCCUCUCAGCAUUUGCCUGUAAAGCCACCUGCUGCUCCGAACCAACGACUGCAAUUUGA
This is a messenger RNA of Clarias gariepinus (North African catfish), 687 nucleotides long. RefSeq names its product membrane-spanning 4-domains subfamily A member 4A-like. The transcript has 7 exons. Gene Ontology annotation, cellular component: membrane. The coding region runs from base 145 to 687 and encodes 180 amino acids. NCBI's taxonomy places the organism in Eukaryota, Metazoa, Chordata, Actinopteri, Siluriformes, Clariidae. The record is from RefSeq and is a predicted model, not a curated record.